GGCUCUCACUUGUCACCCACAUCAUCCAUUGAAUGUCUGGAAGUCCCCAACUCAUAACGUGUAAUCAUCCAUCUUCAUGUCGUCGCACCGUAAUGGAAUAGUCUCAUCGUUUCACCGUUUCACCCCUUCAUCCUCUCGUCAUAUUAAAUCCACGCACCGGUAGCCGUCUUUGUACUAGGUGCCUCUGACUUCAUCCAGAACCCCUUACCCCAUCCUCAUUCCAAGAAACCGGGGGGGGAAGCAAUCAAUCACGCAGCAGCCACAGCAUUCAUCUGAACUUCUGAAGAUUUCCGAUAAUCAAAAAGUCGUAUCUGAUCCACUCCCUCACCACUCACCACUCACCACUCACUCACUAAUACCUCCUCUCCUCAAAUUCCCUCAUCCUCCUACUGAUAAUAAAAUCCUCCGUCAACAAACAAUAAAUCGACAUCUUGUCUUGCCACCCUCGAUCUCCUCUCAAUCACUCAAAACAUCCACCUUCCAUCAUCCAUCAUAUUUCAUGGUCAAAAAUAUGAUUCUCCCGUGGAUCGCGAAGAAUUAAUGUUUGUUGUCGCAUCAUGGCAAGGCCAUACAUCAAUACCUCGGACAAGAAUGGGUCAUUAUUGAAUCCUAUGUCUGGAGGUGCAAAUACUCCCAUCUCCUACAGAGCGAACGUGAACCGACAAAAGACAAAGAAAUGGGCCGAGGCAAAGAAGAUAGAUUAUGGAGGGGACGACUGGGGAGACGACGAUGAAUAUGACCCUUACGAUGCAUAUGGGAAUGAGCCCGAACCAGCACCCGCACCAAUAUCUAAACCUACAGGUCUACGUCAACCAGGGCAAAACCUUGCUGGUGCGAGGGGAAUGUCCCAGGAUCGAAGCCAGAAGAGUUAUGGCAAUCUCCCAUCAGCUUCUGCUGGCAGCGCAUUGAACAGAAGAAAUUCCUUCGAAGCCGACGAUGAGACGAGGCACUUUUCGAAUGCAACCGUUCGGCAAGAAUCGCCACUACCUACCUCCCCACCUCACUCUGCCGAUUCCUCAACAGUUGCCGCAACUCGGUUUUCUCAAAUGGGCGUGGGAGGUAUAAAGCAUACACGCGACCCGAGUGGCCCCCCAACUUUACAUAUAUCUACGCAGCAGUCAUCUCCUACAGGGUUACGAAAACCUUCCUUGUCUGCUAAUCCCGUGCCACCCGAAUCUUCCUUUAACAACGAAGACAUUUCUCUGCCCCCUCGCACUAACACUAAUGAUUCGUCGGUCUUGUCGGUUGGUUCAGUCAAUACACCAAGCGAUUAUGGAACUUCGAAGGAUUUUUCCCCGUCUGCAGUACCGGCCCCAUUAUCUAUGCGGCCUGCACCCGCCCCUCAAAGCGCAACCAGUGCAGCUCCAACUACCAAGUUUCCUGCACGAAAGAGCAGUCUGAGUACCGCGGGAACAGAAGCUCAACGAAUUUACCAAAAAUCCCAAGAAACUGUAGCUCAAUCAUUCCCAACGACUUCCAGACCUUCACCUUCCCCUGGCUCUGCAGAUCGGUCUGCAACCACCCCAGGUGCGUCAAAUAUUAAACCUUUACCAUUUAUCAGGCCUGCGGAUAUUUAUCGUCGAAUUGAAGAGGAAAAACAAGAAAGGGAGCGGGCAUCGUUAGAUUCAGUCAGACCUAGCAUGGACUCACUUGGAAUGGAAAGGUCGAGUGACAUGUCACAUUCACUAGGCAAAGGGUCUGUCCGUGAAAGGUCGAGUUCUGAUAGUUUAGGACCUGGAAAUCGUGGAAAAUAUAGUAUGGGUGAUGAAGGCUUGGAAUCUGGAAGACGUUUGAUGCCAAUUUUAGAACCUGUUAAAGAACGAAAGAGUGAAUACGGCUUCGAUGGGUUUAAUGCUAAUGAAAUUCCAUCACCAGCCCAAGAGAUUAUAAAUUCUCCAACCGAGCCUAACACUACAAGUCCCACGCUCCCGGACUUGCAUCGAAUUUCCGGAUUUGGUUCUGACUUCUUUUCUCGAUCAACGAAUGACAGUGCCCCCGUUCCUCCAACCGAAACCAUAUCAGAAUUACCAGAGCAAACGUCCCCGGGAAAUUCUAACCAGCCAGGAGAUACCUCUCUUCGGAGUCAACCCUCCUUCGGAUUCAAGUCUGUUGUCAACCAAGCCUUUGAUAGCAAGGACGAUAACUCGGUUCCUCCAACACCAGUUUCUAAGACUGAAGGUAAUGUAAAGAGAUCUGAUAGUGAAAGCACCGGGACAGCCGGAAUUAGCCCCAUCAUGAGUCGUGGUCCAAGCACUAUGGACAACCGCGAUCGUGACAUGUCAACACCUGCUAUCAUGGAGCAAAUUGAACCUGUCUCUCCACGUCUUCAAGCGAUGUCACAUGAAAGCGAUCAGCAGAUAAUUCCUCCAACUUUUAUUCCAGGCCAUCGACGCGAUAUUAGUACUCCAAGUCCGGGUAAUAGCCCCGCCCGAACACCAGAUCUCGGUAACGCUUCCAAAAGAAUAUCAAUGGGAGAACAAGCCUGGAUAUCAUCCGUAACUCCUACCUCUCCCACCGAAGGGAACGAUCAGGAUGCUGAUCCAGAACCCGCACGUCCGAGCCUCGAUCGCGAUGUGAGUUUUCGCCCUCAAAUUCCAGGUGGAUGGCAGUCAUAUACGACCACUGCAACUACUAGCACUGUUCAACCAGAGACACCUCGGUCACCGUCUCCUCAGGUGCCAAGUGAUCCAGUUCAAGCUUUAGCAACGGAAGAUUUAACACCUACUACGACUAAACAUUCUCUUCCGGAGUCAUCUCUGGAAGCAGCACGUGUUACGCUCGGUGUCAAAUCUGACUCUAUGCCAACACCUGAUCCAAAUGGAAAUGUACAUUCUGCUAUGACGCCGCAUCCUGAAUUAAUACCUAGUCUAGAAAAGGCUUCUCCUGAAGCUCAACUGCGUCCUGACUAUGUCGAUCAACCCAGCCCCCCAGAUUCUUCAUCUAUACCACCAAUCAAAGACAACUUAGUCUCUAGUGAAGAACCCGCGUCGGAAACUCUCUUGGAGCCAACUAUGGACUUCCACUCGAAUACAGCAAAUGAUUUUAGUGCUAAUGAACUCUUUCUUCCACCUUUGCGACCGCAGGUUUUGCCAACCCUGAGCACUGACACUGGACCUUUGGACGAAGAAAAUGAUAGACUCCGGAAAGACAUAGUCAAAAGUCUAUCCCCGCGCCCAUCACAAUCAGAAAAAGUUCACGAAAACUUGCGUGAAAGACCAGUCUCCGAUAAUAUGGAUGAAUCGCGCGAGAGCACAUACUUAACGGAUGUGUAUGAUGACUACUGGAAUGAUAUAGGCGACGAAGAUAACUCGUCCCCAAUAGCAACAUCAUCUCCCGGCAAGCUACAAGCGGAGCAAGCCAUCCCAGCAGAUAUGCCUGAAAUUCGACCCCUCAGCUCUCAUCGAAUGUCAAAGCAUCAAGCUCGUCCACCUUUACCGACUCGUUUCUCUUGGGAAAAAGGUAUGGAGAGCGUACCUCCAACUGAUACUAGUAUGCCUGAAUCACCAGCAAAUCAAGUUGAGCUUCCCGUGGAGGAAGUCGAUGCACCAAUUGAAGGCCUACAACAGAUUGACCCGGAGCCAUACAUGGAGAAGGAAGUCUUAGAAGAGGUUCCACGUAAUGAUGAUCACAUGGGAAGAGAUAUCGCCUUAGGUACUGGUGCUGUGCUUCUUGGAGGUGGUGCUGCUGCUGCUGUUACUCAACACACGAUUAGCCCUGAAUCCCCGCCCGCCGCUGACGUUUCUUUGGCUCAAGAAAAGGAGCAACCGCAAUUUGCUUCAUAUCCAAUCGUCCUCACUCCUGAGGAUGAGCACCCGGCUUAUGGGUCAACAUUGGAUCUAUCCACUGACCCAUUAGGGUCUAAUCCCCACUCUGCAUCGAGUAGUCCAAGUCCCUUCAUCCCACGUGAACCCUCACCUGCACGACGUGAAUCCGCCACUUCUCCACGGUCAUCUAGCAUGGGAAAGAUUUUAACGUUUAAAGAAAUUGUAGGGAUGAAAGAUGUCCAUGAAAGGGUACAUGCUUUCGAUGAAACAAGGGAGCGCUUUGCGGCUAUGGACUCGGGUAUCCAUGAAUGGAUAUUUGCCUUGAAGGCUGAACAACCAGAGCAUGCUGAUGUGAAUGAAUGUUACGGAGGUUUUAGAACAAGUGUACCGACUGGCUCAACCAGAAGAAAUACAAGAAGCGGAUCCGCGGCACUGCAAUCGCCUUACUAUCAACAAUAUUUAAAUGCUAGUGCACCAUCGCAAACAUCAGUACUUCCAUCACGACCAGGACAAACUGGACCUUCUGGUAUUCAGCAGGGCUUCUCACCAGCUCAUGCUAAAAUUACAACUCAACAAGUUCAAGCUAAGGGGAAAGAGUUUCUUCACACCGCUGGAAUAUUUGGUGGUAAGGCUGGAAAGGCUGGUUUCCAGGCAGGUAAAGGAUUGCUGGCAAAAGGCAAGAACAGGCUUCGUGCGGCCGGUAGUAGCGAUAAGACAAGUCCCCUUCCCAAGUCGAGAAACCCUGAUCGUUCAUCAUGGGGCUUAGCGCUUAAUUUAUCGAAAGCUACAGGCCGGGCCGAUCCCGGUCAGAGUGUAGAGCAGAACAUACCAUCCGAACCAACUAGACACUCACAAAUUUCAACUUCAUCGGAUGUGCUUACUCCGAUUAGCAUGGUCAGCAUUCCUCCCACAAGCGACGAAGAGACACAAGCGGAAUACGCGGACGAGAUAAAUGUAGUGGCACGUGAUACCGCAGGUGAGAUUUUAGCUCCCGAUAAAAUGGAUGAGCGACAUAUUCUAAAUUCUCCGGCCCCCAUGAGCAAGUUUGAACUGACAUGGGAUCCUUUCGACACAGCCCAAUUUGCCGAUUUAGAUCACUUCGCCACUGACAAGCAAACUAAUGAAUUUCCAAUGAAUGCCGAUUGUGGAUCAAACAAUCCCUCCGUUCUGCCAAGGAGUGUGCAAUCAAUUAGUGAUAACACGGCUUCUAAUAAUGCUCAAAAAGAGAACUUCGAUCGAAGAAAUUCGGCAUUAGCUGCAUCGAUCAUCGGAGGGAACACAGUUCAAGCUCCUGCAGAGUUGGAAGCAUCAACUCGGCCUCCGAUCAGCAUGAUUAAUCGACCGCGAGGAGCAAGUCUGGAUCAGGCUACUACACAUGAUCAUUAUAGUCGACCGCCUAUGGGUUCUGUACAGACACUUCUUCCUGCACAAACGAUUAAUCAGACUAUAGCUGCUUAUGGGGAGCAAGGAAGGCAACCUUCAUCCAAGACAUUGCCGCCUAUCCGACGCACAUCCAAGUUCGGAUUCGAAUUUGGAUCCAGAAGACCCCAAACCAGAUUUCCUAUAUCUGAUGAUGAGGAUGAGCUUGAUGUUGAUUAUAAUGGUGUUACACAAGAUGCAGCAACAUCGAAUGCAAUGGAGGCUAAAAAGAAUCUUGCCCCACAGCAGAAUUCCCAUGCAGAUGUUGCAAUUGCAGACGUGGUUCGAGACCCAAAACCAAAUCUCCAAAUUAGCCCGCAGCCACGUUUCUCGGUUUUCCCUCGUGUCACCGAUCCAUUUGUUCAAAAAAGCCCUACGCAAGACAUGGGGCGAUCAAACCCAGCCAUCAGACAUAAUCGACAAGACUCAUGGAACAGCGUCUCAAACAAUUCUCGAUCUAGACGAGGUUCGACUUCUGACAAGCAGUUUGUUCAGCCUCGUGAUAGUAAUGCUCCGCCACUCAUACCAGCUUUACCAUUUGAGACACCUCCUUCUUCCACUCAACGCUACCCCGAACUAUUUGGGGGCCCGGUUACUGGAAUCAGAAAUGAGCCUGAUAUUCCACGUGGAUAUAAUCAGGCACCUCCUAGUCGAACUGAACCUUUUCCUUCAUAUGAGCUCCCUGGAUCUCGGCUCCCUCAAAGCUCCAAUGAGCCUACUACUCAUCGGCGACGACGUAGCUCGGACCUUGUUCACAGAGGUAUAAAUCUCGUACGCUCUUUGUCUAGAGAACGACGAAGGUCUGUUUCGAAGGAUGAGAAAACACCUCCUGCUGAUACCUCUACUCCUUCUCCGAUGCGUGACGACAGGCAGAAAAGAAGGGGAUCUGGCUUCUGGGGCAAUUUCGAUAUGACCGGUGAACACUCAUCCAAUUCCGGAAGAGAGAGUAUGGUAGCACAAUAUUCUGGUAGUCAGUCCAAUUUUAUGACAAGCCAGCAUGAUAAUUCUCAAACGCCAAACCCUUCUCUCAAUCCUAAUUCUACAUUGGGAGCACCGCAUUCUAGUAUGAUUGGGCAUUCUACGACUACAAUGGGUAGAACAUUUCAGAAAGAUGAGAAGCGUGGUCGAUUAAGCGGCUUAAGUGGCCUCUUUUCGCGUUCUCCCAAAGGAGAUGGGUCGGUACUCUUCAAGCCAAAAAGGGCCACGACAGACCUUUCAAGCUAUAGUCCCCGAAGUGGCACCCUUUCUUCUCCCCAGUUCGAAGGCCAUUCCAUACAAAGCACAAACGCGAACCAUAAACGAAGACCAAGUCAACCGUUGAACUUUCUUUCUAAAUUAGCCCCUUCCACAUCUCUUCAAAAGACUGAAACCCCAUCAAGACAGGAUAGUAAGCUGAAUCUGGAACCCCGCCCGAGGCGCCCUUCAGUGAGUGGACUAUUGACCGGUAUGCUUAGAAAAAGAUCGAAUACGCUAGAGAAAGACAGCCAAAGAAGUGAAGAUAAUGGCAGAAAGCCUGUGGUUGUACCAGUGGCUAGAAUGUACUCAGACCUGGCUGUAGAAUCACACGAGGACUUACCCGACGCAUUUGCCACACCCACACAAAGAUUAAGGAAAAAAGAUCAAGGACGAGAACGAACUCGCAAUUUUAGAAAGUCAGAAGGUAGCAAACAGGAAAACUUAAGUUCACGCUCUCAUUAUUAUCCUCCUCGGAACGGUAGCCCACCACGAAUCCCUGAGCCUCAAUAUGAUUCAGUCCCCAUUCCAGAUGGAUAUAAUCUUGUCCGUGGUGAUGGAACGACUGCAACACCUACGGACUAUGACCCACGUGGUAUCAAUAAACUUCGGCAUCUGUCUCUCGGAGAUCCUCUGUCCGGUUCAUCCCAACAGUACUUAGUAUCUCCACCUGUCUCGCCUCUUGCUUAUCCUAGUACCUCAAUUUUGCACCAAUCGCCACAACUUCAUCAAACCUUCUCAUCUGAAAGAAGACUUAUUAAUUUACCAUUCUUAGAUACACAUAACUCGCCAUUGACAUCUCCGAUUCGCACCGAUCUCCCAAGCCACGAGGACAUCCUAGCCCGAUCGCCCGCUCGCGAGCAGCCUGGCCAGCAACGUCCUUUUCAGCUUGCGUUACCACGUAGCAGUGAUGAAAGUGAUCAAUACUAUUGUUCAUCUACGCCACCUAUCCGACAUCCCAAGAAUGAGAAUGUGGCACCAAGAAGUCCAACUUCAAUUCCUUUACCCAUGGAUGAAUUCUCACCGUCAUACGAAAAUAUUGACAUCGAUCGUUUUCCUUUGCCACCCUCGCCAUCUCAACAAAGCCCAGACUGGCAUCGAGAUAGAAAUCUUUCAGUGGCUACGGAUGAUGGUUUGCGGCGUUCUAGCACGGGAAGAAGUCUUGUUAGUGCUGUGUCACAAAUUUCUGACUCUCCAUCUCCACAACCACAUAGGGUGAGUGUGAUGGAAGAUAAACUUUAUGUGGAUUGCGAUGACGGCCCGAAGCGUCUUAGCGGGAAUAUCGCCCAUCCGAUUUCAAGAUUGCCAAGCGAGGAUGCCGAUUUGGUAGACAGAUACGCAGAAAGGGGGGCAGAAAACGGAGUUGCAAUGAUGGGGGGUGAUGGGGUGGCAGAUAUUGAGGAACGCGAGAUUAGCGAGAAUAAUUGCAUUAAAGGCGUCAUCGGCAAACCAACACAUACAACAGAGGAAAGAUUGCAAAUGUCGGCAACGAGCUAUCCUGGUAUGGAGUGGAAUCCUUACGCAGACUGAUACCGGGGAGGGUGAAUAAAUACAUUUCUUAGAGGAUGAGAAAUUAUUAGUGCGCUGCGCGGAGGCAGGAGUGAUGGAAAGCUGUACAAUGAAUACAAGAGUUAUGUUUCGUAAUGGAUCAGGAGUGUCGGGUUGUAGGAGAGAGAGGCUAUUCGAGGUUUUGAUAUGGAAUGAAAUGAUCUGAUAUGAUAUUCGUUUUGUUCUGUUUUGAUUUAUUUGUUUUACUGCAAUUGUAAGAGCGAGCUAGUUUAUACCCGUAUCUGUAUAUGUUUAGAAUAUGGUCUUAUGAAUGAAGGGGUUAAUGAAUGUGUGAUGUUGGAAGGGAAAAUACGAGGGGUGGGAUGGGAUGGGAAUAUAUAUGGGAAUGGAAAUGGGAUUGCCUGGAUGGAGGGUGGAUGGGUGGCUUAGGAGUUGAUUUUAGCGGGUAGGUGGCUGCCUGGGGGGGCAGGAGAUGGUAGAAUACAUAGAUGCUUAUUGUUGUUUAUGUACGAAUUUAUAUUUUUGAUGUAUAUUUGAAUGUAUAUUUGAAUUCAUGUUAGAGGGUCGA
This is a messenger RNA of Botrytis cinerea B05.10, 8493 nucleotides long. RefSeq lists its product as hypothetical. The record is from RefSeq and is a predicted model, not a curated record. NCBI's taxonomy places the organism in Eukaryota, Fungi, Ascomycota, Leotiomycetes, Helotiales, Sclerotiniaceae. Bases 558 to 7946 code for a protein of 2462 amino acids. The transcript is spliced from 3 exons.